CCACUAAUUCAUCAAUCUCUUUGAAUAUUAACAAUGGUCUCAUUCACCUUAUUCAAAUCAGUCUCUCUUAUGGCUUUUGCUGCUUCUCUUGUCUCUGCCGCACCUGCCAAUAACAAGUGUAGUGGUUUCCAUGUGACAGCUCCUCAUUCUUACUUUACUACUACCGCUGGUCAAUGUUACCAGGUUUCUUUUGACUUUGGAGGUACUAAGCCUGCUCAUCCCGCUUCUGUCUCUGUUGACCUCUAUGAAUCCAAGACUAACAAGUUUGUACGUAAUGUUGCUGAUGAAGUAUCCGGUGACAGCAUUGCUACUCCUUGGUUUAAUGUUGAUGUCGGUAAGAAGACUGGCGACUAUUACUUCCUUGUCACUUAUGGUGACAGCUGUAAGCCUAUCAAGACCCCCGCUUUCCAUGUUGUAUAUAACAAGAACUCUCCUCCUUCUGUCUGUCUCUAAAUAGAUACACUGUUCUGUAAACACCCCCCUCCCCCCUCAUUUGUAAAUUUUUCUUUUAGCUAUCAUGUAUGUACUGCCAUUAUUUAAAUAAAAAUCUUUUUAUUUGUUCAAAAAAAAAAAAAAAAAAAAAAAAA
Mucor mucedo is the source of this 587-nucleotide messenger RNA. RefSeq lists its product as uncharacterized. The record is from RefSeq and is a predicted model, not a curated record. The transcript has 2 exons. Bases 34 to 453 code for a protein of 139 amino acids. NCBI's taxonomy places the organism in Eukaryota, Fungi, Mucoromycota, Mucoromycetes, Mucorales, Mucoraceae.